AAAGGAAGAGUCAUGUGUUGCUCUCUGACAAGCAUCAACCCCAAACCCGAGCUUUAAGACUGUGGCUGACAGAGACACAGAAACCUGAGGACUGGUGAGAGCGGGGUAACAUCACUCCACUGUUGGGAGAAGGACUGUCCUCUGAGCACUUUAUUCUGAUCAAGUUCCUUUUCACACCACUGAAACCACCCAUUUUCACACGAUUGAACCAGCAGUGUCGCACCUAUGUCACUGUUAUGCCAGUACAACAAGGACAAGGAGGGGACCUCUUUGCUAAUCUUGGAGCAAGCACGGAAGAAAGGGAACGUGACUCUAGAUCCAGACACGGCACAUCCCAACCUCGUCCUGUCUAAUGAUCUGAAGAGGGUGAGAUGGGAAAGCAGAAAGCAGGAGCUGCCAGACAACCCAGAGAGAUUCGACUGGGAGCCCUUUGUGCUGGGCCCUGAGAGAUUCACUUCUGGAAGACACUGGUGGGAGGUGGAGGUGGAGGAGACCAAAGGGAUGCAGCCAACGGGGGGCGUGCAAGCGUCAGUCAGGAGGAAGGGAGACAUCGGCCAGAGUCCUAAUGAAGGAAGGUGGGAGACAGAAGAGUUGGCGGCGCAGUGGGAGAUUUGGGCAGUGGGAGUCGCCAGAGAGUCGAUCAUCAGGAAAGGAAAGAUCAACCUGGAUCCUAAUGGCGGGUUCUGGGCUCUGGGGAAGGCGCUGCAUGACUCAUUAAGGACCCCAUUCUCUCCUUAUCAACUCACAGCUUUUACCUCCCCUACGCGGACCCUUUUGAGUUUGAGGCAUGAGCCCAGGAAGAUCCGGGUGUUCCUGGACUAUGAAGAAAGCCGCGUGGAUUUUUUUGAUGGUGAUACAAACGACUUGAUCUUCACUUUUCCCUCGUUCUCAUUCAAUGGGGAGAGGCUGUGUCCCUUUUUCUGGGUGUAUUGGGGGGCCACAUGUGCAAACGUAUUGUACUUACCUGGGGAAUAA
Messenger RNA from Elgaria multicarinata webbii, 975 nucleotides. RefSeq names its product butyrophilin subfamily 1 member A1-like. The transcript is spliced from 4 exons. Lineage: Eukaryota; Metazoa; Chordata; Lepidosauria; Squamata; Anguidae. Gene Ontology annotation, molecular function: ubiquitin protein ligase activity; protein binding. Gene Ontology annotation, biological process: innate immune response; protein ubiquitination; regulation of gene expression. Gene Ontology annotation, cellular component: cytoplasm. The record is from RefSeq and is a predicted model, not a curated record. Bases 226 to 975 code for a protein of 249 amino acids.